AUGACAUAUUGGAAGCUUCUUUCCUUCGUGUGCAAUACAGAAAAUAAUAUUUUUCCCUCACUGAAGUUCUUGAUUUUUUUCAGACUUCCCAUCACGUACGUUGGAGAAGACGAAAUCCGCGGGAUUCCCGUACAACACUGGAGACAGUGUAACUUCAUCAACAAGUGGUCUUCUACAUUCACGGUGGAUUACUACUGGAGUAAGCCAGUCGCAUGGGUAUCAGCCAGCGGUCCUGCAGCGCCCUCUGUCCCCGUGCGGGUGGUAGUGCAGGGCCAAGGUUGUAGCCCUACUGCAGCCACCUGUUCCCGCCGACGUGCCUUCAGAAGGCAGUACGAGUUCGUCUUCUUCAGACCUACACUGACCGUGGACGGGAAAAUAUUCCAGCCCCCAGAGAACGUGCUGUGCCUGAAUGAGAAGCUGUCCCUGUCCCUCCCUCCCCUACCGGACCGGUACGCCGUCAGGACGGAGUACCUCACCAACAUACCCAGCGCUGGGGGGUACCAGACCGUCAUCGCCUACUAUGAUACAUGGUACGACUACGGCUACAAGCUGUCCAGAAUGGACUUCCUCGUCAACUAUGAGAUUCCGGUUCGAACCAUCCAGGACUUCAACACAGGUAUUGAGUACCAGAUUCUCCCCACCACCGGAAACUGCAGUGUGACACCUAUCACCAACCAGACCUGGGACACCGUCUUCACAGACCCCAACCACGUGCGCAUGCGCAACCCGUUCGAGUGGUUCAUGACGGACAAGUACCCGCCCUUCUACCAGGGAAAGCAAAUGACCCGAGGCAUGCGCACCGACGUGUGGUUGGCAGCCCGCGCAGACUGGCCCCCGAGUAACCCCAUGCAGAGCGAGUUCACCUACUACUACUCAUCGGCGGAAUAUCAACACUACAUGGGUUCAUUGGAGCAGAGACGAGUUCCCAUCAAACUGCAGAUUCGGGUCAAUCCCAUCAACUCAGCGUCUGCAGACAAGGCAAACAUCUUCACCUGGAACUACUUCAAGUUUGUGGAGGAACAUCCCUACCUCUGGGUGUUCGACACCACACAGUGUUUCCCCGAGUCCAACAAAGUCAACAUCAUGUUCACUGUACCAGCCGACUACAAGGCGGCGUUCCAGCUGAGUGAGACUCUGGCCCGUGACGUGUUUCUGUACGAGCUGGCUCGGGUCAUGACGGUCUCUCCUCUCCGCAUACAGAACCUAGGGUUUACUUACACCAGUACAAGUGACGUCACUGUCAAGUUCACGUUGCUGGGCGUUCCCCCCGUCACUGGUAACGUCGCCGUCGUCAAGCCGCAGACGUCAUUGGACGUGGCCAGGACUCUGCUGAAGAACGCCAUCGACACCAACAGCUUCCGGGUCACCAUCCAACUGCAGAAUGUGCUGACCGUGGUUGUGCCUGCCUCCCCCGGCACCAUCGUGGAAAACGCCAUCUUUGAUAACCAAUCAUCCACCCUGAUAGGAUUCUCCGGCGGUGCCAUGGCCGGAUUGGCUAUCGGCCUGCUGAUCGUGACCAUCGCCCUGGGGCUGGGCCUGAUGUUCCUGCUGCAGCGCGGGUUCGAUGGGGGGUCUAAGGCUCCUGCCGUGGCGCGCAGCGGGGGAGGCAACUCCGCACCUACCGAGGAGAAGGUCCCGGGAGGCCUGCCCACACAGAUGGAAACCAUCGAGGUCCCCACGGAUAGUACUAGUGCAUAGUACUAGUGUAUAUUUGCAGUAGAUGAUAAUGAUUUGCGGUAGGACAACAACAAAAUAUUCAGAAACGUAAACUGACAGAUAGUAGACUGUUGGUAAAAAAGCGACACAUUGAAACAUUUGUAAAAUGAUCAUGAUCUUUAAUGAUCUGUUGAUAAGAAGAAUAUUCAAGACGAUUUAAGUAGUGCUUAUUUUAUGAAUCCGUAAUUGUACUACUUUUUAUAACAUUAGGGGAUAUGAUCAAGUCAGGGCUACAAUACAAAAAAUAUACACUUUCUUGUUAUAUAGGAAAUGUAAGUUUUUACUCUUAGCAGGUUGAUUUUUAAUAUGAUCACUCUUUUCAAAUUUAGUGCUAACCAAACCAUGUAUAUCUUGCAUUGUAAAAAGAUAUGGACUUGCUUAAUAUCUGAACACGAUUAAAAGCAAAGUUUACCUUGUAAA
Molecule: messenger RNA, 2136 nt
Organism: Branchiostoma floridae (Florida lancelet)
Lineage: Eukaryota; Metazoa; Chordata; Leptocardii; Amphioxiformes; Branchiostomatidae
Exons: 13
Coding region: 1-1698 (565 amino acids)
Source: RefSeq, a predicted model, not a curated record